This is a messenger RNA of Talpa occidentalis (Iberian mole), 2463 nucleotides long. RefSeq names its product transmembrane protein 50A (gene TMEM50A). The transcript has 7 exons. NCBI's taxonomy places the organism in Eukaryota, Metazoa, Chordata, Mammalia, Eulipotyphla, Talpidae. The record is from RefSeq and is a predicted model, not a curated record. Bases 100 to 573 code for a protein of 157 amino acids. Gene Ontology annotation, biological process: protein targeting to vacuole; late endosome to vacuole transport via multivesicular body sorting pathway.
UGUUUUCUCGGCUGGGUCGGGGGCAGCGAGGCCGCCCACCGCUGCGCGACACCGGGCUCCGGACCGACGGCUCGGGCGGGGCUGGACUGACCUGGAAAAAUGUCUGGAUUUCUAGAAGGCUUGAGAUGCUCCGAAUGCAUUGAUUGGGGGGAAAAGCGCAAUACUAUUGCUUCAAUUGCUGCUGGUGUUCUAUUUUUUACAGGCUGGUGGAUUAUCAUAGAUGCAGCUGUCAUUUAUCCCACAAUGGAAGAGUUCAACCACUCAUACCAUGCCUGCGGCGUCAUAGCAACCAUUGCCUUCCUCAUGAUUAAUGCAGUAUCGAAUGGACAAGUCCGAGGUGAUAGUUACAGUGAAGGCUGCCUGGGUCAAACAGGUGCUCGCAUUUGGCUGUUCAUUGGCUUCAUGUUGGCCUUCGGAUCUCUGAUCGCAUCUAUGUGGAUUCUCUUUGGAGGUUAUGUUGCUAAAGAAAAAACCGUAGUAUACCCUGGAAUUGCUGUGUUUUUCCAAAAUGCCUUCAUCUUUUUUGGAGGACUGGUUUUUAAGUUUGGCCGCACUGAAGACUUAUGGCAGUGAAGACUCUGACUUCUCCUUGUCAGCAGCCACCCUUGGAUUUUUUACUCCUCACCCCAGCCUUUUGCAAUGCCAUUUUCUAGACUGACUUCUGAGUAUGGUCUCCAGCUUCAGUUUGUAUAGCAUUGAAAUCAUGAGAAUUCCCUUUUUAAAGAACAGCUGCCGGAAUCUACUGUGGGAUGCAUUUGACUGGCUUACCCAGUGUUGCAGGAAGCUAGCUCACAUGAGUCUUUUUUUUUGUUGUUUUUUUAAGUUUUAUCAUGGUGUAAUUUGUAAAACUGAGGUUAAAUUACAGAAGAAAUGAUGGAUACAGCAUAUACGAAUGUUAUGUCCGAGGCUGAAACGACAAUGGAAGUGCGCUGGAGAUUUAAUGUUUGUUUAAAUGUGGCCUCUUCUGUGUCAAAUGUACAAUAAAGUGUAAACAUUUUCUUGUUUUUAGAAACUAUUCAAUGAUCAGAAUUCUGUAUCACUCCACUUUGUAUCUGGUUUAUAUGGUUUUACCAAAAAUUCUAUAAACAUUCAGCUCUAAGUAGCCAAUGAGGAUCUGCAAAGUGUCAGAUGAGCAGGUCAGAAGAGGCGCCCCGUGACCGGCCACCAGCCUCAGGUGUCCCCUGUGCCCCUGAUCCAGCUGCGACGCAGGUCCUGGUGGGCUGCAAAUGUCCACUCCCAUCCUCCAGGGAAGGAAAGAGGAAAAGCACAGGUGCUUGCCAGUAGUCUGUACUCAGGUGACGCGUUUUUUUGUUGUUGGUUUGGUAAAAAAAUUAAUAUCCUGUUUCGUUUUCUCUGUACUAAACCACUAAGCUCAAAAUAGACCAGCAAGGUCAAUUAAUUGUCACUAAAAACAUUAAUCAUCGGAACUUCUCAGUCUUUUCCUCUUUGAAACUGUUAUCUAUCAGACACCCCCACCUGGCAAAAUGGGAUUUUUUUUUUUUUUUUUGUAUGAACUGGGUAACUCUGGGAUGCAUGAUCUUCAGAACAAUGGCUUGAAAUGUUUUCUUUUAUAAAACUUGUCACAAUUAGCCCUUUGUGCAACAUGACGUAUCUCUUAGAGGAUCUCAAUUUGUGGUACUUAUCCUCAUGUCAGCCACUGUUACCUCCCAGCACGUAUGUUUUGGCAUUUCCUGGCCAGCAAGACACUACUCAAGAGGUGACUAUUGGCAUCUCACAGCAAAUCAUUCAUGGUGAAAUUUUAGAUCUAUAAGAUAUGAGAGUCAGAGGGGACCUUAGAAGCUGAAGUCCACCUUCUCUUUCUGGAGAUGAGGGUACCCAGACCAUUUGAAAUGAUUUCCUCGAGAUCACGAAACUAGCAUUUUAAUCUUGAUGAGAGCAUCUCCCCACUGACCGUGCUCUUUCCCCACGGAAAAAUUCAGAAUGUGCUAAAGGUACAAGAAGUACUUUGUAAAAUGGCUGGAAUAAAAGCAUAAUGCCUGCAAUAACUGAAUAUAAUUGAGUUCUUAAUUUUUCCCUAUUUUUUUACCACAUACUUUACUGAUGUUGACAAGAGUUAACUGGGUAGCAUAUUUUACUAACAAGCAUAAGCAAGAACCUAAGAAUUGUCAAAAUUGAACCAAAACCUUAAUCAUUUGCAUCCAAGAAGAUAUUGAUAGCAUAAUCUUCAAAGAAACCAAAUAUACUUACUUAAAACAAUAAUGAAAUUGUUGAAGCAAAUUUUUUGCUUUUUAUUUUCAAUAUCAAAUGCAUCUCUGAUCUUGUAUCAUUGUACAUAACAAAAAUUGGUUGUAACAAGUAUUUGUCACAUACACAAAAAGGUGGGAAUGGUAAAAGGAAUCAUCUUGUUUUCAAACAGAGCUUGUUUUUCUUCGGUGAUUUUGCCUAAAAUCCAACAGCCAAGUGAGGAAACUGUAAAAACAAAACAGAUAUUUUUAUUACAGA